AUGUCCGACACUCUGACCCCCGCAGAGGUCACUUCCACGGCCCAGUCGUACUACGUCUCUUUCUUCAAGGCGUGGAUGGCCGGCUGGAUGCUCGUGUUUGGUGCCAUGCUCGUGCAGAUCAUUCAAGCCGGCUCUGGCACGCUCCGGACCAACUAUCCCGCGCUUAUCUCGCUCGUUUCCGCCUUCUUCUUCCCUAUCGGCCUCAUCAUGCUCGUCCUUACCGGACAGGAGCUCGUCACUGCACACCUCAUGUUCAUGCCCAUGGCACUGGUGCGCCGCCGCAUCAAGGUCUGGGAGUUGCCCCUCAACUGGCUCAUCGUCUUCUUCGGUAACCUCGCUGGCGUGCUCUGCUACGUUGCGUUCAUGGCCCACUUUUCAGAUCUGUACGCCGCCGAGCCCCUCAUCAAGUACUCCCAGGGUGUUUCUGUCUCCAAGACCACUGAGACUUGGGGUGCUUGCGUGCUCCGCGGCAUCGGGUGCAACUUCCUCGUCUGCACGGCCGUGUGGCUCGGCGCCGGCGCGCGCGAGACGUCGUCCAAGAUCAUGGCCCUCCAUCUCCCGGCGUUCCUGUUCGUCUUUCUCGGAUUCGAGCACGUUGUCGUCAACAUGUACUACAUCCCCAUAGGUAUGGUCAACGGCUCGGGCGUGACGGCCGCCCAGUACAUCGGCAAGUCCAUGAUUCCCAGUCUCAUCGGCAACAUUAUCGGCGGCGGUCUGCUUGGCCUCCCCAUGCUGAUGUUCUACGACGCCCCCGAGCUCCCCCUCUUCAACAAGCUUCCCGGCCGCCGGGCGCCCACCGCAUCGGUGGUGGAGCGCACAAGCGGCGAGAUCACCCCUGUGCGUACAUCGUCCGAUGAAAAGCUGCCGAAGUCUCCGUAG
This is a messenger RNA of Trichosporon asahii var. asahii CBS 2479, 879 nucleotides long. RefSeq lists its product as uncharacterized. The transcript is spliced from 2 exons. Gene Ontology annotation, cellular component: membrane. Gene Ontology annotation, molecular function: high-affinity secondary active nitrite transmembrane transporter activity. The coding region runs from base 1 to 879 and encodes 292 amino acids. Gene Ontology annotation, biological process: nitrite transport; transmembrane transport. The record is from RefSeq and is a predicted model, not a curated record. Lineage: Eukaryota; Fungi; Basidiomycota; Tremellomycetes; Trichosporonales; Trichosporonaceae.